CAAAAGUUGCUGAACCGGUACGUGCUAAAGGUCGGUUACCUGUCCAACCCACGUAACGGAAAUCGUGUCAACCCGUCUCGUCACGGAAAAUUCCUCACAGAAUUUCAAGACAAUUUCCUUCUACAAGUUCUAGGAUGGACAUGUGACCGUAAUCUUUCACUUACAAGGGCGUACCUCUCAACUGCCUGCAACAAGAUUUUACAUAUUAAGCUUCAGUCAAGGAGGCAAGAUGGACAAGGAAACGUUGGUACACAACAUCGAGCUACCCGUGCACGAGAACGGCGAAACUGAGGUGGUGGCGGAGGCAGUAGUUUUGGAACGGAAUGACGUCACGGGACAGACUAACCCAGUUUACGAAGACGGAACAAUCCAGAAGGAAAUAGAAAAUGACCAUGUCAAACAAAAUGGAACACAGAGCGGUGCAGGACCGGACUCUACGCCAGAUGGCGUUAUUCUAAGUGUCCAGAAUCUCCAAGUAGAAGGUUCUACCUCAGUCCAAAUCGACAAGAAAGACGACAAGAAAGGAGAAGAGGUCCGAGAGGGCAUUAGAAAGACUCUGUGGUACUUGUGUAGCGGGUUUGGCUGCUGUAUUCCUGUGUGGAUAGCGAAGGGUGUCAAGGAAUCUCGUAUGGCAAAAGCGGCCAAGAAGGAAGGGAACAUAACCACCUAUCAGAUGUUGAAGAACAAAGUGCAGUACAGGUGGAUGAUAGCUGUCAUCCCAUUGGUCAUCUUUAUACCAAUCAUCAUCAUCGUUCUGGUGACGCGUCUUACCUGAGGACCAUUCCAUUCUUGAAAUUUCGCAGGGGUGGACGAGCAGUUUUACCUUUCCUCUUUCAUCAUAACUAUUAUUGUUUGUAUGACUUGUUGAGCUGGUUGCAACAUAGAUAGUGUUUGCUAGUCGAUAUGAUAUUUUUGUGCCUAUUUUCCUUAGGGUAUUCUUGAGUUUAAAGCUACCUCUUCAUAUGUAUAGUUAUAUAUUCUGCCAAUGCAUGCCAAUUAAUGCCAAGAGAGCUAGUUAUUAACUAGUAUAUAUAUAUAUUAGUCUAUGUUUAUCUAAUCUUUCAGCAACAUGUUAAUGACAAACUGUAUCAUUUUUUUUCUGAUUCUAGGAAUAGUACAUUUCUAUCAAAGCCCACAUCAUAAAUAUAAAUACUGAUGAUUCAAGUUAAUGUUAAGUUUAAGAAACAAGUAAAUGGCAGUAGUUAGUGUUCUUAUAUAUUUUCACAGACAAACUAACAUAAUGUAGAUAUGUUUUAUCUUUUAGUCUAUUUUGUAUAUUAUGUGAUACAAGUGCUGUUGUUUUUCUGACUUUGAAUUAGUUUGUACUGCCAUGAGGACAACUACAUGUAACAGGAUUGUCUGAAUGAGGUUUUGUGACCUGGGAAUGUUCCACGUUAAUAUUAAGGGGUGGUGCAACUGAAUAUUGUUUUAACACAAAGACGAAUAAUAUGCUUAUAAAGCUUAAGUAUCUUAUGUAAAAUACGCGAAUGUACUUUUAGUGAAAGAGGGGCAAAACAGGCAGGUACUGUGAUUGUGUAUAUAUUAGUGACAUGGAUCUUAAACUCCCCACCUUUUGUGAUAUGCAGUAUUAUACAGAGUAACAAACAUAGCAUUCCUAUGCAAGAAAAACUUAAUAUCUUAAAAAAAUAAAGUUUAUAAACCCUA
Branchiostoma floridae (Florida lancelet) is the source of this 1665-nucleotide messenger RNA. RefSeq lists its product as uncharacterized. The transcript is spliced from 4 exons. NCBI's taxonomy places the organism in Eukaryota, Metazoa, Chordata, Leptocardii, Amphioxiformes, Branchiostomatidae. The coding region runs from base 230 to 775 and encodes 181 amino acids. The record is from RefSeq and is a predicted model, not a curated record.